Messenger RNA from Syngnathus typhle (broad-nosed pipefish), 1847 nucleotides. Its product is annotated as RILP-like protein 1. Bases 181 to 1482 code for a protein of 433 amino acids. Lineage: Eukaryota; Metazoa; Chordata; Actinopteri; Syngnathiformes; Syngnathidae. Gene Ontology annotation, molecular function: protein dimerization activity. Gene Ontology annotation, cellular component: ciliary basal body; cytoplasm. Gene Ontology annotation, biological process: cilium assembly. The transcript has 8 exons. The record is from RefSeq and is a predicted model, not a curated record.
AAAGUUAAAGUUGAACCUGUCAACAAACUUCACAACAAGUAGUCCUUCGUCGUUGAACCGUCCUCGCGGUCCUUCACAAAAGUCUCUUAAACGCUCGUUUCCACUGUAAAAUGUGACACGACCGUUCCGUGGAGGAAUUCGAAGAACCAAGAUUUUUUAUUUUUAAUCUCAAUACACGUCAUGUCUGCUCUGGAGAAGACCUGGUCCGACCUGACCGUGUUGGACGUGUACGACAUCGCCGCGGCCCUGGCGCAGGAGUUUGAGCGGACCAUCGAGCGCUUCGGCUGUGAGGCUCUGGCUGGCGUGGUUCCUAAGGUGGUCCAAGUUUUAGAGCUCCUGGAGACGCUGGUGGGCCGCCGCGGAGACGCCGGCGGCAGCGGGCAGGAGGCGGACGAGCUGCGACGGGAGCUUUUGCGGCUGCGCCAGGAGCGCAGCGACAGGUCGGCGCAGGAGAGAAAGCACCACCAGGAGUUAGUGCAGGUGGAAGACGUGUGGAAAGCCGAGGUUGAGAAUCUCCUCUCGCAGAUGUCUCAGCUGGAAGCGGAAAACAAAAAGCUGCUGGCUUGCCGAGCUUUCAGCCAAGCUCUCGUGGAAACCCAAGACCAGUACCUGCAAGAUGAGGGGACGGCGGAGAAGGAAAAGCAAGUGAUGACAAGGCUCAAUAAGUUGGUGGAGAAGCAGAGGGAUGAAAUCCAAGCCAAAGACCACGAGCUGAUGCUAAAAAACGAUGACGUUGAGGCGCUCCAGCUGCAGCAGCACCGUCUGGUCCGGAUCAAUCAGGAUCUCCGUCACAAGCUCGGCACGACGGAGGCGCACGGCAAGGCGGCCAUGCGGCAACGGGCAGAGCUGGAGGCUGCGGCGCAGGCCCGUCGGCUCGAGAUGGACGCCCUGCGGCGCGAGUUGACCCAGCUGAGGAAGGAGCGGCAGGAGUGGGAACUGGAGAGGGAGGUGGCCAAGAUGGAGGAGGAGAACCUUUUGUUUUCGUCCACGUCCAAGGCGUCCCCACAGGCAGACUCGGUAUGGGUCGAGUGCGGAGGAGAUACUGACUCCUUGGAGAACAUUCCCAACUUCCUCAACAGCUCAACGCACAGACGCGUGAACACAAGUCAGCAGGACAUAGACAAGUCUGCUUUCUUACUGGAAGAAGUGCCUGAAGAGGCGGAGGCGAAAGCUCCUCACUUCACUCUGCAGGAGCUUCGUGAUGUCUUGCAAGAGCGAAACCAACUCAAGGCUCAAGUUUUCCUCCUAGAGGACGAACUGGCCUAUCACAAAAGUGAAGACUUAGAGGAGGAUGUCAGCUGUCUCCUUGGUGCUUCAUCUUCAUCGAUGCCACCACCAAAGGUCACCAGCACCUCCUCAGAUUUGCCGGAAUCUGGAAUACGACGCCUGAUCUUCACCGCCAUCAUGCCCAUGGUCGCCGCCGGUUUAAUCGCAGACGACCCAACGUUGUUGCCAAUCAGACGCCUCGUUUCCUUUGCAUGAUUUUUUAAGGAGUUAGGGCUAUUGGGCUUCAUCCAUUAUUUCCGAGUAGUGUAUUUGAAUUUGAUUUUUAAAUGACCUGCCAAAUGGUGGGAAAGUACCAAAAGAUGUACAGUCAAUUCCUUUUUAGCAGUUAAUGCAAUUAAGGGAAAAAAAUGGAGUAAGCCAACUCUAGCUGACAGUGGCUUAUUUAAAGAACAACAGCUAAGAUAAUAUAUGACAAAGGCAUUGAGUAUCAAUGGUAUAAAAUGUGCUACCUGCGCUCAAGUGAAGCCAAUUUGAUAUAUAUUUAGUCUAGUCAACCAAAUCUUCUGUACAAAAAUUUAUGGUGAUUUAAUGUUGAAAUAAAGCUUUUAUUUUUCAUGUUA